AUGGCGGCUCUGGUCGCCGCGUCGCCCGCCGGCAGAGAAAGCGCGUUUUCUCGACCAAGGACCCCGAGAUGGUGGAAGAUGGCAAAGGCUGAUCCCGAGUCCUUAUGCUUUUACGAGAUGGGGGAGGUUGGGUGUAUUUCUCCAACACCUCGGAUUGCCGAUUGGCGCCAUUACAUGCACACCGCCAUGCUCAAGAACUACAAGCCAGUGCAACGGCAUUCCGUCCUGAACUACGAUGUAUACCUAAGAGCAGCUGCGCUGGUCGCAGCCUUAUUGCAGGAACUCGCAGAUCGUCCUCAGCCUUAUGGAAGCUGCUCCUCGUUGCCUACCGGCCAAGACUUGGUACAAUCGCGAGACUUUUCAGAAUCAGCAGCAUACGCUCGACCAUUUGCCACGUCGGAACAUCCUCGACCCGUACCUCUUGAGAGGGAGUCCAAGCCCCGGUUUGCGACGAUGGAUACCAGCAUAGACUUUGGUGGCUCAUACGGCUUCCAGACGAGGGCCAAGAAGAAGAAAGCCGGGAAAGCUCCCCCACAGGCUAAAUGGCUUGAAUCAGAUAAUGAAGGAAAUGGGAACGCUGCUGGCGAUGGUGGAGAUGGUGCUGGUGGAGGUGAUGGAGGCGGUGAUCAAGGCGGAAGUGCUGGCGGCGACGGCGGCGGCGGCGGCGGCGGUGGUGAUGACAACAACAAUGGGGGAGGAGGCGACGAGGACGAGUGGGACUUUGGUGGCAGCAAGAAGAACAAGAAGAAGAACAAGAAGAAGCAAGAGGAGGAAGAGAAGAAAAAGCAGGAAGAGGAGGAGCAAAGGAAGAAAGAGGAAGAAGAGGCUGCCAAUCCGCUUAGUUGGGCUGACGAUGCGAAUAACGCUGCGGCCGAGGAUGACUGGACAGCAGGUUUUACGACGAAGAAGGAUAAGAAGAACAAAAAGAACAAAAAGGGGGUUGACGAUCCCCCACCCUCUGCCCCAGACCCUCCAGCGACGGGCUUCCAAGACAUCAGUCUUGAUGACACCGCCCCGAAGCUGGAGUUUAGUUUUGGUGGCACUGAUAGCAAGAAGGAUACUGGAAGCUUCGGUGCAUGGGGUAAGACAUGGGACUUCGGAUCCCUCGACACCGGAACGACCAAGGCCGACGACAAGGCAUCUAAGAAGGAAAACGACAAAAAGGAAGAAUCCAAUGGUUUUGGAGACAAUAACCCCUGGUCUUUUGGCAGCAAAUCGAAAAAGAAGACAACCACCUCGUUCGGCUUUGAUUUUGGCGAUUUGGAUUCCGGCGACAAAGGUUUUGGUUUCGAUGGAGACGUUGGCGAAACCAAACCCACCGAUGAUGCCUGGGGAUUCUCCACUGUCAACAAGAAGGAUAAAAAGAAGAAAGACAAUGGACUGGGUGAGACCGCUGUGAUUGAUUCCGGAUCGAAAGACGACGAUCUACUCGGUGCUUGGGGAACCUCAACGUCAAAGAAAAAUAAGAAAAAGACAGGAUUCUUUGAGGAUGAUCCUGUCCCUCCCCCUCCGCCACCUGCUCCGGUAGAACCAGACCCUGUCCCCGUGGAAGAUGAAUGGUCUGCUUUCGGAACGACGAAAAAGGACAAGAAGAAGGGGAAAAAGGGGGCAACCGAAGAUCCCCCUGCUGAUACGAAGGAGGCUGCUGUUGACGUCGGAGCGACGGACAACUCUUUCGAAUGGGGCUUUGGAACAGGGAAAAAGGACAAGAAAGCGAAAAAGAGUGUGUUCACCGACUUCAAUGACAACGACGAUCUCCUAGCCGUUCCUGCUGCUGCUCCUGAGCCGAACCUUACAGUCGAUGACGGUGACGACUGGAUGGCUGGAGCAUGGGGAAAGAAGAAGGACAAAAAAGGCAAGAAGACCGGCAUUGAAGAUCUAUCUGCUUCCGUCGACUUGAGCAAUACUGCCGACGCUAAGACGACAACGAGCGAUGCUCUAGCAGCUGAUGAGUUCGUUACAGCGAAGGGUAAAAAGGACAAAAAGAGCAAAAAGGGUGCGAUUGCCGAAGAGGAGCCGCCAGCGCCGCCACCAGUCGAGCCGCCGGCUGAAUCGGAUGACAUUUGGACCUCAUUUGGUAAAAAGGAUAAAAAGGGCAAGAAGGGCAAAGUCACGAGCCCUGAGCCAUCGAUCCCGGAUCCUGUUGUUGAGAUCGAGACUCAGGAGGAACCAGCUAAAGAAGAGUAUGCUGAUACUACUGGUUGGGCGAAUCUUUCCGCCAAGGAGCGGAAAAAGAGAGAAAAGGAGGCCAAGAGGAAGGGAUUGAUCAUCCCUACCGAAGAGCCUCAACCGCCAGAACCCCCGCCGCCGCCGCCAGAACCGGAGCCGGAGCCGGAGCCAGAGCUGGAGCCGGAAGUCAUCAAAGGAGAUGACUCUUGGGGUUUUGGUGGCUGGGGAACAUCUACCAAAGACAAGAAGAACAAAAAGAAAGGCUUCCUCGAUUUUGAGGAGGAAGCCCUUCCACCACCUCCCGAACCAAAGCCGAUUCCGAAAGAGGAGCCGGAUGCGGCAUGGACCUUUUCUAGCAAGGAUAAAAAAAAAGGGAAGAAAAAGGGAGUUGUGGACGUCGUUGAAGAGCCACCACCGCCCCCUCCAGCUCCUGUGCUAGAAGACAAAGAAGAUGAUAUAUGGGGAGGGUUUACGUUGUCAGCGAAGGACAAGAAAAAGAAGGAAAAGGAAGCGAAGAAGAGCGGAUAUCUCGAUGUCCUCGAUGAGCCAGCGGUGCCUGAAUCUCAAGCUGAGCCCGAGGUCAAGGAUAGUGACACCUGGGGCCAAUGGGGUACCGCCAGUUCCAGUGACAAAAAGAAGAAGUCUAAGGACACCAAGAAGAAAGGAUUCCUGGAAUUCGAUGAAGAACCGCCCGCACCCCUCCCCGAGCCCGAGCCUGCGGCAGACGUUGUAGAAGAAGAUAGUCUCUUCGGACUCACAUCAAAGGAAAAGAAGAAAAAGGAGAAGGAUGCGAAAAAGAAAGGAGGCGCAGCCGCAGUCCCGGAGCCUGAGCCCGAGGUCAUUGCUGAGCCAGAGCCAGUGGAAGAAAAGACCGACAGCGCCUGGGGCUCCUGGGCAACGACAAAAGACAAGAAGAAGACCACUAAAAAGAAAGGAGCCGUCACCGAGAUUCCAGAGCCCGAACCUGAGCCUAUUCUCGAGCCAGAACCGGAGGAAGAUAAGGUCGAUGACACCUGGGGGUCCUGGGCCACUUCAACAAAAGACAAGAAGAAGGGUUCAAAGAAGAAGGGAACCGCCGCCGAAAUUCCAGGACCGGAGCCUGAGGUCAUUAUCGAGCCAGAACCAGUGGAAGAAAAGGCAGAUGACACCUUGGGAUCCUGGGCCACCUCAACGAAAGACAAGAAGAAGGGUGCCAAAGACUCUAAAAAGAAAGCUAUCGCCGAGAUCGAGGAGCAUCAACAGUCUGAUAAGCCUGAGGCUCCUGCUGAAGAUGACACCUGGGGCGGUUGGGGAUCAAAAGACAAGAAGGGCGGCAAGAAGUCGAAGACUAAAGACGAUCUCCCGCCGCCAGCGCCGAGUCCACCCGCUCAGGGUCUAACUCCGGAACCUGAUCCAGUGGAGAUGUUAGAUGAUGACCUUGCUGGAGACACCUGGGCGGGUUUGACCAGAGUAAAAAGCAAAGCAUCGUCAACGAAAAAGAGCACGACUUCCAAGACCUCAACCGGGAAGGACAAGACGAAGAAAACCAAGGAGGUCGAGGAGUCCUUUGACAUUGCACCACCCGAAGAAUCCUUGCCAGAAGUGACUCCAGCCAGCGUGACGAAGAGCAUGUGGGGUUUUGGGACAUCAACUACAACCACCAAACUGACCAAAAAGGAGAAGGAGGCCAAGGCUAAAAAGGAAGCAGAAGAAAAGGCCAGGCAGGAACAGGCCAGAGAGGAAGAAGAGAGGUUAGCUCGCGAGGCCGAAGAGGCCGAAGCAGCACGACUGGCUGAAGAAGAGGCAGAAGCAGCACGAUUGGCUCAAGAGGCAGCGAAGAGCUCCAAGAAGAAGGGCACCAAGUCGGCAAAGGCCGACGCGAAGGCCAGCAAAGCAAAGGAUGCAGACGAGCUCAUUGACAUGUUUGGUGAGCCCACGCAGGCGUCCAAGUCUGACAAGGGGUCAAAAUUGAAAAAGACCCCGUCCAACAAAGAGGAAAAGGCUGAAGACAAGAAGGAGGAGGACUAUUUUGGAUUCUGGGGUAACGCGUCAACAUCCAAGAAGACAGCUGGCAAGAAGGACCUGGACUCGCAAAAGGAAAUUACCCAGCAGGGGUGGACCGAUCAGGAUGACGCGCUAGCCGACCUCUCGAGGGAUCUCGACUCCAGAUUUGACUUCGAGAAGGUUACCUCUGCUUCAAAGGCCGCAAAGGCCAUGCCCACCGCCACGAAGACCAAAGUAAGCUCUUCUGUCGCCGACCGGAUCAAAGCUCUGGAGGGCAAAAAGGAAGAGAGCAGAAAAAAGUCAAAGGGCGAGUCUGUGCUGACUAAGGAGUUGCCUCCACCAGACGACGCGCCUUUGCCCAAAGAGGAAAAGCAGUAUGGUGACAAGGCGCCAGCCCUGAAGACGAAGACAGCCGUUGCAAGCAAGACGACCAAGACAACCAAGAAGGACGUGUCUCCCGUGGCAGAGGAGAAAAGAUCAAAAGACUCCAUCCCUGGCAGCUUUCCUGGCGCGUUUGGUGAGGACGACUACGGGGACGAUAUUCUCGAUCUCGACGAUCCACCGACAUCCUCUGAAAAGCCCAAAGCAAAGGCCAUUGCUGUUGAGAAAAAGGGUGCCAAGUCGAAGGCCACCACGCCUAAGGAGUCAAAGACAGACGACGUUGGCCUGCCGGACGAAGAACCCGUGCCCCCCAAGUUACUGACGCCUCCCUCAGAGGAGAAGAAGGCAACCAAGAAAGAACGCCCGAGGGUUGAACGAUCUGCAACUGCUUCUUGGGGAUUCUGGGGUGCGGCACCUCCACCCAAGAAAUCGACCAAAGAAAAAACAAAGGACGACGAAGACAUGCCCCCGCCACCAAAGAAAGAGAAAUCGCCACCCGGUCUGACUCGGUCUAAAUCCACUCGGACUCCAAGGGAGAAGGAACAGGAGGAUAGGAAGGAAGCUGAAAAGCUUUCCAGGUCGUCUGGGUCUGACAAAGAUGCCAAACCCAAGAAAGCCGAGAGACCAAAAGCUACCCGCGGUACUUCUUUUUCGAACUUCAUGUUUGGUGGGCCACCUCCAUCGGCCAUGGCACGCUCGAAGACCACUAGCCGAAGACCAAGCAGUGCGACCAGUUCAAGGCCUUCGUCUCGGCGUCAGUCGGUUGACGGAUUUACGUCCCCUCCGCCUGAAGAGGAGCCCCAAGUUACCGACAAGGCAGCUAAGCUCAUGGGAAUGAAGUCCAGCAAGAUCGAACGCCGUCCAUCAGUGAAGAGGAGGCCUUUAGGUGUUCCAGAUCCGUAUCCCAUCGACGACGAUGAUAUGGUAAUGAUCCAUACCAAUGACAAUACUCCGCUUGUAAACAGUGUAUCUGUGCCGGAAAAUUCAAAGUCUAGGUCUUCCAAAUCAAAGAAAGAGGUAGGUGCACAAACCUCCUCAAACCGUCUGGGCCACGUUUUCCGCCCGUCUUGGUCGCCGGAUUUCGAUAAAGAAGUUCAUGCUGACGGACGGGUUUCCUAUACGCAGAUCAAGUCCCACAGCAAGAACAUUUCUCAGGACGAUGACGUUGUGAUGGUCGAGAGCCCUACACAUGCAGACCCGUUGGUCACAAGCGGGCCUGACGACAUGGCGUUUGUGGACCAUCCACCCGCGCUGAAGAGAAGCAACACUGCCCCCAGAAAAUCAACCGGACUUUUUGGCAGCUUCUUUGGCAGUUCUCGGUCCUUCGACGGAGAGAGACAGCGACAUCGAAGCCACACCCUGACUGAUGCAGAAGACCUACCUAUCAGAACCAAAGACAAGUCAAAGAGGCAUUCCCGGGCUUUGGAGGGGGAUGAGUUCACCACCGAUGCGCCUGUUGAAACGGAUGCCGAUAUGGAAGCUCGACGUGCUGAAAGAAGAGCCAAGCGCGAAGCGCGUAAUCAGGCGGAAGAAGCCGAUCGCGUCGAACGUGAGCUGAAACGGAGGGAAAGAAGAGAACGCGAAAAGGCGGAUCUCGAAGCCCGCCAACGCAGAGCACGCGAGCGUGAAAGGCGAGAACAAGAGGAGGAAGAGAGGCGCCGUGAAGAAAAGCGGGCUAGGCGUGCUGCCAGAGAAGCACGCGCUGCACAAGAGGAGGCCGAGGCAAACGCAGAAGCAGAACGCCGGCGCGAAGAGCGUAGGCGACUUCGUGCUCAGCUCGAGGCCGAGCAGGGGGUAAAUCGCGAGAUUUCCAAAGAUGAUCGCCGCAGAUCAUAUUAUGCGGAAGAGGACGAAAGAAGAAGGCGGAAGGAAGACCGGAAGUCCAAAGACAAGGACAGAGAGAGAUCAAGCCGCAAGAGAUCCAGCGUCCUUGUUGAAGAAUAUCACGAAUCUCGGAGCGGCAGCGGUAAGGGAACCGCACCACCAGCCAACAAGACCAGCUCAUGGAUCAACUCUCAAGCCGACGAACCACCAGAAUUCCCACCUGUCGAGGGUACAAUUCUCGAUCCGAGCGGCGAAAAGCCACGAGCGGCAGACGAAGGCGCCGGAACUAAGCGCAGCAGUCGCCAUCGUGACAAAUACGCCGGCAUGACGGACGCAGAAAUCGAGGAGUACCGUGCUCGCAGGAAAAGCUCGCGUCGUGUGGAGGGCAAGUCAGCCAGUGGCGGUAGUGACGAGCGAGACAAGGAGCGAGAACGAAGAGAACGACGUCGACGCCGAGAUCAAUCUGAUGGUCGAGGCUAUGGCUACGACGAGGUGCCCGUCAAAACUUGGGACGGACGUCCAGCACUGGGUGGAAGGAAUGACAGCAAGAGAAGGAGCUUCCUCGGAGGCCUCUUCUGA
Cladophialophora bantiana CBS 173.52 is the source of this 6936-nucleotide messenger RNA. RefSeq lists its product as uncharacterized. Bases 1 to 6936 code for a protein of 2311 amino acids. NCBI's taxonomy places the organism in Eukaryota, Fungi, Ascomycota, Eurotiomycetes, Chaetothyriales, Herpotrichiellaceae. The record is from RefSeq and is a predicted model, not a curated record. The transcript has 4 exons.